Messenger RNA from Soboliphyme baturini, 2361 nucleotides. The record is from the annotation of a GenBank genome assembly. Lineage: Eukaryota; Metazoa; Nematoda; Enoplea; Dioctophymatida; Soboliphymatidae.
AUGAGUCACUUACCGCCAAGCCCAUACUUACAAGACCCAAACCAAAAUCAGCUUCCGAUGAUGUCCUCGAAGGAGCAGACGCUGACAUGGGCUCAUCAGAACUACAUGGUCGACUCUGGAAUUCAUUCUGGUGUCGGCACUUACGCGUCAUCGGCAUUGUCAGGCGUUUCUGGCGUGAGCAGUUUCAUCGAAGAGUACGGCGACACGUACACUCCGGGCUACACGCAGGAGCAAGUUCAGAAUAUCAACGCUGAGUAUGAGGCGACAAGAGCGCAGAGGAUACGCGCGGCGAUGUUUCCGGAGACGAUAGACGAGUCGAACGACAUACCGGCACCUCAGUUCGACUACGGUCAGUCGACGAACGUUCAACGUCUGGCUGAACCGAGCCAGAUGUUGAAAACGGCCGUCGUCAACCUCAUCAACUAUCAUGAUGACGCAGAGUUGACCACGAAAGCGAUUCCAGAACUCAUCAAGUUAUUGGGCGACGUCGAUCAGGUAGUUGUGCAACAAGCAGCGAUGGUCAUUCACCAUUUGAGCAAACGCGACGCCGCUCUGAUCGCACUUGCGAAAAGCCCUGAGUUGGUCAGCGCUGUCAUCAAUGCGAUCAAUAAGAACGGCGACUCAGAAAUGACAAAGUACACCUCCGGAACGUUGUACAACAUUUCACGCCAUUAUCCGGGUUUGUUGGCAAUUUUUCAGUCGGGUGGAAUCCCGGCGUUGGUCCGAUUACUCAGUUCUCCGAUUGAUUCGGUGGUAUUUUACGCCAUAACGACACUGCACAAUUUGUUGCUACACCAGGCUGGAUCAAAAGACGAAGUUAGACGUGCUGGAGGCGUCGAAAAGAUGGUUGUUUUGUUGAAGAAACCGAUCACGAAGUUUUUGGCGAUAGUCACAGACUGUCUUCAAAAUCUGGCAUAUCGACAUGCUGAAACAAAGCUGGCGAUCUUAUCAUGCAAUGGUCCGGCGGAGUUGGUACGAAUCAUGCAGACAUACGACUACGAAAAGCUGCUCUGGACCUCUUCGCGACUGCUGAAGGUCCUCAGCGUAUGUUCGCAGAACAAACCAGCGAUAAUCACAGCUGGAGGAAUGCAAGUCCUUGGCCAGCGUCUGUCGCAUCCGUCACAGAGACUGAUCAGAAGUUGUCUCGAUUGUUUGCGGAACCUGUCAGACGAAGCGACAAACGAGGAAAAUGUAGAGGACCUGUUGCGACAUCUCAUUCAGCUACUCGGAUCUAGUGAUCAGGAGGUUGUUGCUUGUUGUGUCGAUGUCUUGUCGAACAUGACAUGCAAUAACCUACGAAAUAAAAUAACCGUUUGUCACAGCAUGGGAGUGGAAGCGUUGAUGAGAACCUUACAACAAGGCUCAAAUUCAGUAGAAAUCGUUGAGUCGGCGCUUUGCACACUACGACAUUUGACCUGCCGCCAUCCAGAGGCAGAAAUGGCACAGAAUUCGGUUCGACUGAAUUACGGCAUACCGCUGAUCUGCAGCUUCGUGCAGUUCCGUGCAGAUCCGCCGAUUCGACUGUCGGUGGCCAAAGCUGCGCUUGGUCUGAUCCGCAACCUUAGCUCCAACACGGCGAACAUCGUGGAUUUUCGCGAGCAGGGUGUUGUCAAUAACGUUUGCUUAUACCUGAUGCGCGCUUUCCAGCAAGUGCAACAGGCCCAAUGCGCCAAAACCGAGCCGCCGACCAUCGACAACGUCAACAGUCUGGACAUAGUCGAGUGCAGUACUGCCGCUUUACAUAUGCUGUCUAAAGACGCGUUAAAUCGAAGCAUCAUUCGCCAGAUGAACGUCAUCGGCAUUCUUGUUCAGCUGCUGUACUUUGAGGUGGAGCACAUUCAGUUGGUGGCCGCCGGUGCUCUGUCAGAGUUGAGCAACGAACGGGAAGGGGCGCACGUAAUCGAGCAGUGCGGCGCUACCCCUCGGCUUACUGAACUGUUGCAUUCUCGAAACGAGAGCAUAUCUACUUAUUCCGGAGCGGCACUGUACCGCAUGAGCGGGGACAAACCGGCAGAAUACCGCAAGCGCCUCAGCGUCGAACUUACCAGUUCUCUUCUAAGGGACGACGCGAGCCCUUGGACGAAGGAUAACAUGAAUGACGUUCAAAACAUGGCGGACGAGUUUCCGGACAUUGGCUACAGAGAUGCAGGUACUUUCGAUCCUGCUACUGACUUCGAUCAGGGACAUAUGAACAGCCCUUCAGCGGCAAUGCCUCAGUGGGAUGCGAUGGACACGAUCCCUCAUUCAGGUGCGAUGCCAGUUUAUAACACUUUAAGCGGCGGUAUGAGUGGCGGUAGUCAGCACUCACAGAUGCCUCCACAAAGUGGCAGCAUUCCAGCCUGGUAUGACACUGACUUGUAA